AUGCUGAGUCCUGUUUUCUCUUAUUUUGUCUUUCUCUUCCUUGAUGAUGAUAUAUGGAGUCAAACCAUUAUAUAUGAAGAGAUCCCCCAGUUCACUCUCUUACAGUUCCCCUCCCAUUCUUCUUCUUCUAGUUUCCCCUCAUUCUAUCUUAUAAUUCCUCCCAUUAUCUCUCUCAUAUUUCCUCCCCAUUCUCUCUCUUAUAGUUUCCUCCCCAUUCUCUCUCUCAUAUUUCCUCCCCAUUCUCUCUCUCAUAGUUUCCUCCCCAUUCUCUCUCUUAUAAUUUCCUCCCCAUUCUCUCUCUCAUAUUUCCUCCCCAUUCUCUCUCUUAUAAUUUCCUCCUCAUUCUCUCUCUCAUUGUUUCCUCCCCAUUCUCUCUCUUAUAAUUUCCUCCCCAUUCUCUCUCUCAUAUUUCCUCCCAUUCUCUCUCUUAUAAUUUCCUCCCAUUCUCUCUCUUAUAGUUUCCUCCCAUUCUCUCUCUCAUAUUUCCUCCCCAUUCUCUCUCUUAUAAUUUCCUCCUCAUUCUCUCUCUCAUUUUUCCUCCCCAUUCUCUCUCUUAUAAUUUCCUCCUCAUUCUCUCUCUCAUUGUUUCCUCCCCAUUCUCUCUCUUAUAAUUUCCUCCCCAUUCUCUCUCUCAUAGUUUCCUCCCCAUUCUCUCUCUUAUAG
This is a messenger RNA of Acanthosepion pharaonis, 663 nucleotides long. NCBI's taxonomy places the organism in Eukaryota, Metazoa, Mollusca, Cephalopoda, Sepiida, Sepiidae. The record is from the annotation of a GenBank genome assembly.